AUGUUUAUUCAUCUAUGUUCUGACGUAGAUAUAGGACGUCGAUCCGUUGAUGGCGAUGAGUCUGUGGCGCUGUCCUCCAUGACAGGGGAGAGGUCCGGUGCUCGGACAGUCCGAGAUGCCGUAAGGUCCCACUAUUUCGGUCCUCCACUCCGUCCGGCCUUCAAGUCAAUGUGUAUCAUGACGGAAUUCCAGGGCCGGACGCGGGACAACAACGACCUGUCUGAUGAACCUGAGUACGAAGGGGAAAUCCACGACUUGGCGCGCAGGUUUACGAGUCAAUCUGCUGCAUCGGGUCAUGGGCCAUUGUUCCCCUUGAGUGAUGGCGGUCCCCUUGAUCCGCAGAGCCCCCAUUUCAACUCCAAGAAAUGGGCCAAGGCCUAUCUCAAGACCCGGACCGAAACUGCUGAUGGUAGUACUCCUCGCACUGCCGGUAUCGCGUUCAAGAACCUCAAUGCAUACGGCUUUGGCCAAGCGACCGACUUCCAGAAUACUCUGACCAACAUCGUCCUCAAGGCUUCGAGUUUCGCCAGGAAGAUAUUUGGGGACAAGGGUCAGCGCAUUGAUAUCCUCCGUGGUAUCGACGGGUACGUCGAAGCUGGAGAGAUGCUAUGUGUUCUAGGCCCUCCAGGCUCGGGCUGUUCAACCCUGCUUCGCAGUAUUGCAGGCGAGACCCACGGCUUUCACUUCGGCAACGAUACAGUCUUGAACUACCAGGGCAUCCGGCCCGAGCAGAUGAAGAAAGCCUAUCGAGGCGAAGCCAUCUACACGGCCGAAGUCGAUCACCAUUUCCCGCAUCUUACCGUCGGCGAUACCCUUUACUUCGCCGCCCGCUGCCGAUGUCCUCCAAAGGACAAGCUUCCUCCUGGUGUCACAGCGCGAGAGUAUGCUGAGCAUCUUCGCGAUGUUAUCAUGGCUAUGUUUGGCAUUUCACAUACCAAGAACACUCGAGUUGGUGAUGACUACGUCCGUGGUGUCAGUGGCGGCGAGCGCAAGAGAGUCACCAUCGCCGAGGCUGCCCUGGGAUAUUCCCCUCUACAGUGCUGGGACAACAGCACACGCGGUCUCGAUAGCGCCAACGCCGUUGAGUUCUGCCGUGUCUUGCGAACCCAAGCUGAUACCCUCGGUAUUGCCUCUUGCGUCGCAAUCUACCAAGCGCCUCAGAGUGCCUAUGAUCUAUUUGACAAGGUCAUUGUCCUGUACGAGGGCCGUCAGAUCUACUUCGGAAGGACGGACAAGGCCCAAGCCUACUUUGAGAACCUCGGCUUCAUUUGCCCCGAGCAACAGACAACAGCCGACUUCCUCACUUCGAUGACCAACCCAGCCGAGAGAAUAAUCCGCCCCGGCGCCAAUCCACCUCGAACUUCGGACGAGUUUUCCCGGGCCUGGCAGCAAAGCCAGCAACAGUCUAGACUUAUCGACGAGAUCGACUACUAUAUGGAACAACAUCCCUUCGAUGGACAUGAUCUUCAAAAGUUCUCCAAAUCCCGAAGGCUCGAUCAAGCCGCGGCUCAGAGGGAACGGUCUCCCUUCAACCUCUCCUAUCUACAACAAUACACCAUCAACCUCUGGCGAGGCUUCACUAUGUUGAUCGGAGACCCUAGCAUCACUCUCACCAUGCUUAUCAGCAACCUAUUCGAGGGACUGAUUAUUUCGAGUAUUUUCUACAACCUGCCUUUCAACACCACAAGCUUCUUCCGUCGAACCAUUCUGCUAUUCUUCAUCGUCCUCAUCAACGCGUUCUCGAGCAUCCUCGAGAUCAUGACUCUGUAUGCAAAGCGAAAGGUUGUUGAAAAGCAGUCUCGAUACGCUUUUUACCAUCCGAGUGCCGAAGCCCUGUCAGCAAUGGCCACUGAUCUCCCGUACAAGGUCGUCAACUCAAUUCUUCUCAAUUGCACGCUAUACUUCAUGUGCAACCUGCGUCGCGAACCGGGUCCAUUCUUCGCUUUCCUUCUUCUCUCAUUCUCUAUCACUCUCUGUAUGUCGAUGAUGUUCCGCUUCAUUGGCUCUGCAACCAAGUCCAUUUCCCAGGCCCUGGCCCCUGCCUGCAUCAUCCUGUUGGCUUUGGUCUUAUACUCAGGAUUCGCGAUCCCUCCCGCUUAUAUGCAGAACUGGCUUGGUUGGAUCCGAUGGGUGAACCCUGUAUAUUAUGGCCUGGAGAGCGUGUUUUUAAUCGAGUUUGUUGGUCAACAGUUCCCCUGCUCAGACUUUGUCCCGCAUGGUCCUGGUUACGAGAACUUAGGCAACGGCGAAUACGUUUGCAAUGUGCCCGGAUCUGUACCCGGCCAAUCAUUCGUCAAGGGUGAGGAUUACUUGAAGGCCUCAUUUGGCUUCGUCAACAGCCACCGAUGGAGGAACUUUGGCAUCAUCAUCGCCUGGACUGUGUUCUUUAUGGCUCUUCAUCUUUGGACUACCGAGUAUGUCGCUUCGGAGCACUCAAAAGGCGAAGUGUUGGUCUUUCUCCGGGAGGCUAUGCACAAGGUAUCUGGUAAGCGGGUCAGCGAUGAAGAGUCGGGUGUUCCUACGCCUACAGGAAAACAAGAGGUAUCUGGUUCUUCGAGUGAGAAGGUCGAGGUCGAGAAGCAAACGUCCGUCUUCCAUUGGAAGGAUGUCUGCUACGACGUCAAGAUCAAGAGCGAGACGCGCAGGAUUUUGGAUCAUGUCGAUGGUUGGGUCAAGCCUGGAACCUUGACGGCUCUCAUGGGUGUCUCGGGUGCCGGUAAAACCACUCUUCUCGACGUCCUCGCCAGUCGGGUGACAAUGGGUGUUGUCUCCGGUAAUAUGCUUGUUAAUGGUCACUCUCGCGACUCUUCCUUUCAGAGGAAGACGGGCUAUGUGACUCAGCAGGAUCUGCACCAGGCCAGUUCAACGGUACGAGAAGCGCUACGAUUUAGUGCUAUGCUUCGGCAGCCAGCGAAGUACUCCAAGCAAGAACGACUGGACUACGUCGAGACUGUCCUUUCGCUCCUCGGGAUGGACGCCUAUGCAGAUGCCAUUAUCGGUGUCCCAGGAGAAGGCCUCAAUGUUGAACAGCGCAAGAGACUUACGAUCGCUGUUGAGCUUGUCGCACGUCCGCAGCUUUUACUCUUUCUCGAUGAGCCGACUUCUGGACUCGACAGUCAGACUUCCUGGUCUAUCUGCGACUUGAUGGAGCAAUUGACCAAGAGUGGUCAAGCGAUAUUGUGUACCAUUCAUCAGCCCUCUGCUAUGCUUUUCCAACGAUUUGACCGCCUACUUCUGCUCGCGAAGGGGGGAAAGACUGUCUAUUUUGGUCAAAUCGGUGAGAAUUCGCAGAUCUUGAUGGACUACUUCACUCGCAACGGAGGCCCGCCUCUACCACCCAAGGCCAACCCAGCAGAGCAUAUGCUUGAAGUAAUCGGGGUGGCACCGGGUACUCAUACUGAUGUAGAUUGGCCAGCCGCAUGGAGACAGUCUGCAGAGUACAGGGCAGUGCAAGAGGAGCUCGAAUCUCUUAAGGCGUCACACCCAUCGCCUACACCUACAUCAGGCGGCGCUGACCCCUCCGAGUAUAACGAGUUUGCUUCUCCUCUAUCUACACAGUUAUGGGAGGUCACGAAACGCCUUUUUAUUCAGUACUGGAGAAGCCCGGGUUAUAUGUACUCCAAGGCCAUUCUCACAGUCGGCGCAUCCUUGUUUAUCGGACUUUCUGUUAUGAAUGGCGAAAAUACAGUCCGCGGUCUUCAGAAUCAGAUGUUUGGUGUAUUCAUCUUCUUGACCAUCUUUUCGCAGGUCGCUGAACAAAUGAUGCCCGCCUUUGUAGAGCAGAGGACUCUUUACGAGGCUCGUGAGCGUCCCGCAAAGACAUACUCUUGGCAGUCAUUCAUGUUUGCCAAUCUGACAGUCGAGAUCGUCUGGAACUCGUUCAUCGGUAUCUUUGCCUUCAUAUGCUGGUAUUUCCCCAUCGGCCUCUACCGCAAUGCUGAGUACACGAACGAGGUCCAUUCUCGUGGCAUCACCAUCUUCCUUCACGUCUGGAUGUUCUUCCUACUCGCUUCGUCUUUCGCCCACAUGAUCAUCGCCGGACUUCCCAACGCUGAUACUGCAGGUGGUGUCAUGAACCUGCUGUUUAUCAUGAUGUUCGCAUUUUGCGGCGUCCUCGCUGGCCCUGAUGCUCUGCCCGGUUUCUGGAUCUUCAUGUACCGCGUCAAUCCUUUCACAUACGUGGUAGAGGGUUUCCUCGGCACGACUCUUGCCAAUGCGCCUGUUACUUGUGCCGACAACGAGAUCUUGGAGUUCAAGCCUGCGAAUGGUACAUGUGAGGAGUUUCUGUCGGAUUACAUGUCCAAUAUGGGCGGAUAUCUUGUUGGUAAGAGUUCAGGCAGCAAAACUCAGUGUCAAUACUGUCCUAUGGCAGAUACCAAUGCCUUCCUGCAGGGGAUCAAUGUUAGUUUCGACAACCGCUGGAGAGACUUUGGGCUACUUUGGGUUUACGUUGUCUUCAACUGUGUGGCUGCAAUUGCUAUCUACUGGUUGGCUCGCGUCCCUAGGAAGAGGAAGAACAAAAAGGAAUAA
This is a messenger RNA of Fusarium oxysporum Fo47, 4530 nucleotides long. Its product is annotated as ABC-2 type transporter-domain-containing protein. Gene Ontology annotation, molecular function: ATP binding; ABC-type transporter activity; ATP hydrolysis activity. Lineage: Eukaryota; Fungi; Ascomycota; Sordariomycetes; Hypocreales; Nectriaceae. Gene Ontology annotation, biological process: transmembrane transport. The record is from RefSeq and is a predicted model, not a curated record. The coding region runs from base 1 to 4530 and encodes 1509 amino acids. The transcript is spliced from 7 exons. Gene Ontology annotation, cellular component: membrane.